Lemur catta (Ring-tailed lemur) is the source of this 1148-nucleotide messenger RNA. RefSeq names its product HLA class II histocompatibility antigen, DP beta 1 chain. The transcript has 6 exons. Gene Ontology annotation, molecular function: MHC class II protein complex binding. Lineage: Eukaryota; Metazoa; Chordata; Mammalia; Primates; Lemuridae. Gene Ontology annotation, cellular component: membrane; MHC class II protein complex. Bases 105 to 881 code for a protein of 258 amino acids. Gene Ontology annotation, biological process: antigen processing and presentation of exogenous peptide antigen via MHC class II; immunoglobulin production involved in immunoglobulin-mediated immune response; immune response. The record is from RefSeq and is a predicted model, not a curated record.
ACCAUUUGGUUCAUGGUCUCUAAGAUUUCAGACGGGAGCUCCAUUUACUGAGUCCUUCUUGUCCUGACUGCACCUCUCCACAUUCUACCACCCUUUUCAGCUCCAUGAUGGUCCUGCACCUGCCGGAGGGCCCCUGGACAGCGGCUCUGACGGUGUUGCUGGCGGUACUGCUCAAGCCCGUGGUCCAGGGCAGGGCCACUCCAGAGAACUACGUGUACCAGGGGCGGCAGGAGUGCUACGCUCGGAACGGGACGCAGCGCUUCGUGGAGAGAUACAUCUAUAACCGCGAGGAGUACGUGCGCUUCGACAGCGACGUGGGCCUGUUCCAGGCGGUGACAGAGCUGGGGCGACAGAGCGCUGAGGACGCGAACAGCCAGAAGGACUUCCUGGAGCGGAAGCGGGCUGAGGUGGACACGGUGUGCAGACACAACUACGAGCUGGAGGAGCCCAUCGUGGCGCAGCGCCGAGUCCAGCCUAAAGUGAAUGUCUCCCCCUCCAAGAAGGGGCCCCUGCAGCACCACAACCUGCUUGUCUGCCACGUGACAGAUUUCUACCCAGGCAACAUUCAAGUCCGGUGGUUCCUCAAUGGACAGGAGGAAACAGCUGGGGUCGUGUCCACCAACCUGAUCCGGAACGGAGACUGGACCUUCCAGAUCCUGGUGAUGCUGGAAAUGACCCCCCAGCAGGGAGAUGUCUACACCUGCCAAGUGGAGCACCCCAGCCUGGACAGUCCUGUCACCGUGCAGUGGAAGGCACAGUCGGAUUCUGCCCGGAGCAAGACACUGACGGGAGCCGGGGGCCUUGUGCUGGGGCUCAUCACCUUUGGGGUGGGCCUGUUCCUGCACAGGAGGAGCAGGAAAGUCCAACGAGGCUCUCCGUAAACAGGGUCCCUGACCUAACCUGAAAAACUACAUAUGCCUUGGAACAAGCAUUUUUCUGUGUUUCUUAGUCCUGGAGGCUGGCUCUGGGGCAGACCCCCAACUUCCCAAGAGGAUGUUGCUGCCAAGUAUUUGCUCUGAAGCCAGUUUCUCUGGUUCUGCUGUUUGAUUCAAUGCCCGCUUGCUCUCAUGGGCCUCCACCCAAGUUCCCUUCUCCUUAGCCCCAUAAAUAAUAAAAACCCACAUUGUUGUUUGUUUUAAGAAUACGCA